Lachancea dasiensis is the source of this 1332-nucleotide messenger RNA. The record is from the annotation of a GenBank genome assembly. Lineage: Eukaryota; Fungi; Ascomycota; Saccharomycetes; Saccharomycetales; Saccharomycetaceae.
AUGCCGCUGUCAAGGACAAGAUCAAGCCACAAACAACUAUCACGCAAGAAAGCUUGCAUACCAUGCUCUAAGGCGAAAGUGAGGUGCGAUCAGCGCCGUAAGCACUGCUCGCGGUGCCUUGGUCGUAGAGUAUCGAGCCAAUGCCGCUACCCCGAUUCACUGGACAUCGAUACCAAUGAUGGGCGCUUGCCACAAGACAACUGCGAGAAAAGUGUAAUUACUCCUUUGAAUGUCGCGCUCUGUAGCGGUGUUGAUAAUUUUAAUACUGAUCUCGUGGGAGCACAGAAGGACUUAAAACCCGUUGUACCAGUACCAGUUUGUACGGCCGACAAAUACAAUUGUGGAGAGAUCACCCCGUCUACGCUGACAGAACAUCUCACUGAUGCAAAUAGAUACCAUCUUGAAGAUGAAAAACCUUUCAGAUUUGAGGAACUGGAUCUUAUUUGCACGGUAAACUACCAAGAGAUACAAAACAGAUGGCUCAACAAUUAUAUCCCACCCUUGGAUCAUGAAGUUAAAAACUACCCUUCCAAUGUAACGUCUUUCAUUUCCAAAAUGCUUCGUGCAUAUUCCUCAAUGCCAAUCAGAAGAGAAGCUUUUCCGCCUUUUGUUCACAUCUCUCAAAACUCUCCGGUUGAUCUGCCAACCCCGCUAGCAGUGUGUCUCAGCUUAAUGCGAAUGUUUCAUAAUAGAGUUCCUUCUCAGGACUUUGUCAUAAAAGAUGCCCUCGCUAGGGAAAUGUCUCGUCUAUACCAACAGCAUGGGUCCUUUGACGAGGUUAAUCUCCUAGCCGCAUUCCAAGCUUACUUAAUUUAUUCUAUGGCAACUUUCUUUGAGUUUGAUCAAUGCAAACCAACAGGACUACACCAAGCUAUGGUAAACCUACAGAAUAUAGCAUGUGAAGUCUCAAAACGUGGCAUCUGUUGUUCGGCCGAAGUAAGCCGUUCAAUACCAAAAUGGGAGUCCUGGAUUGUUGCCGAAGCCAAGAGGCGUACAAUAUUCACAAUGUACUUAUUUGAUAGCCUACUCUGCUCACAUGAUGGGCUACCAACGUUUUUGGCCAAAGAGCUCAAAGGCACCUUCGCACCCUCUAGUGGGUCCUUAUGGCGAGCUACAACAAGGAAAAGGUGGAAUGAGCUAUAUCAAAGAUAUCUAUGUGAAUGGGGCAGUGAUGGGCCUCUGGUAAUUGAUGAGCUUUGGCCUGUGCCAUCUGACAUAUGCGGUCAGGAGUUGAAACGAAGGCGAAUAAGAAUAGACCACUGGCUCACAGAAGUCGACGACUAUGGAACUAUGCUUUUUGCGAUUACGUCAUGUACUCAUGGUGACCAAUAA